UGGCUUUUCUGCUGCUAACAUGCCGAAGCGAGCGUACCCUUUUACGGAAACCUUCUCGUCCCAGUACAAAAUACACGUCGGGCAGCAUGAGUUGAAUAAUUCCAGCGUGUUGGGGAAUAAAUACAGGAAAGAAAUAUACGGUAAGUAUGUGUUCGGUGACGUUCAUUAGCUAAAGUUAGCCCCGUUCUUGUGCUAAGUUGCUAACCAAAGUAUUCAACACCUUAAUAAUUGCUCAUAGGAACAACAUUGUUACCCGUGUCACUUAAGUAGUUUUGAUCUCUUUUGACCUAAAUAAAAUGAUCAGUGUGGUUGUAGCCCAGCAGUCUAGUCAGCUCCCUCCUAGCGAAAAGACAAAGAACUUACUUUUUAAUGGUGCCAAGGCUGUGGUGGACAAAAUAUGGUCCGCCGACGAGAAGACCAACGACCCUCAGCCAACUGGACAAGAGACUGCUGAAAGCAGCCAGACUCUCUUGAGAGGACAGACGUUGAUAGGAACUGACGGAAGACUGACAAAAGCGACCAGAACACAAGGGCCGCCUCCAACUGGCUGCUGCGUGUGUCAGAAGAGCACAUUAUGCCGGACAUCUUGUUCGCAGUGCGAGCGACUUGCAUGCUCCUCCUGCAGCCGACAGUGCUCCAACUGCUCAAACAUCUGCUGUUCUGUCUGCACCGUCAUAGAUUACAGUGGCCGUUACGAUGAAGUACUCUGCUGCAGUUGUUCCACAUAAUGGAAGUCCAGGUCACAGAUGAGUUUAUGCUUGAAUAUGCAGUAUCCUCACUUAAUUAAAUACUCAAGACUGCAUUUUUUAUUACCAUAAUUGUCUUUUUUUUUCUUUCUUGUGAUCUAAAUGUGUAUAUGUAUAGAUAUUAGAAUAAACUUGAACAAUUUUAUACCA
This is a messenger RNA of Phyllopteryx taeniolatus (common seadragon), 896 nucleotides long. RefSeq names its product SIVA1, apoptosis-inducing factor (gene siva1). The record is from RefSeq and is a predicted model, not a curated record. Gene Ontology annotation, biological process: extrinsic apoptotic signaling pathway. Gene Ontology annotation, molecular function: CD27 receptor binding. The transcript is spliced from 4 exons. NCBI's taxonomy places the organism in Eukaryota, Metazoa, Chordata, Actinopteri, Syngnathiformes, Syngnathidae. The coding region runs from base 297 to 728 and encodes 143 amino acids.